CUUUCUGUAUGGGCCGUUGUCUGCAUGUGGUGUGGGCACGCAAGCUCAUGGGAAGCUUCGAGACACAAUGGAGGCAAUAGUUGUACGGUGUUUAUCGCUGCCGGUUCACCGGCCUCCGCGGUGGACGAGGAUAUAACAUAGAAUACUUGCAUAUAGAGAGACGUGGCUGUCAUGGCGUUCCUGUGUCCCAGCAGGCUGGGUGGCGGCAAGGAGAAGAGGAAAAAGAAAGAGCGGGAGCCACUAUUUGGUCGGAUCACUGGUAGUGAUAGCGUUGACACCUUGGUGAGAGUUGGCAUGGAGAAGCAGCAUGGACUCUGUCCAGAAUCCAAGAUGGUGGCUGUUCAGGGUUUCACAGCGUGUGCAGACAGAGAGCUCAGCCUCGACCUGGGUCAAGCAGUUUAUGUGUUGUACAAGGAAAAUGGCUGGGCGUAUGUCCUCACAGAAGAUAACAGAGAGGGUUUUGUUCCCUUGUCCUAUAUAGCUGCUUGUGGUGGUUCCAGAGCUGGUAGAGCCAUCUCUCCGCCAUUGCAUGAUGUACCAGAGCUUCUGGAAACAAGGGAAACGGACCCUUUGUCUCUUGUAGUAGAGUCCGAGUGUCUGUCUCGAAAUACCAUUUUCGUUUACCGAAAGCAGUCGUAUGGCCGCUACGUUGUGGUGUUCGACUUCGAUACCAGCGAAGAGAAUGACUUGAGCGUCGAACGUUGUGAGCUUGUCACCGUGAUUAACAUGGAGGAUCCCGACUGGUACUGGGUCGUCAGAAGCACAGGGGAAGAGGGAUUCGUGCCAAGAUCCUACCUCUGUCCUUUCCCAGCCGACCUUGCCUUCAAAGAAGAAAUACCAGGCACUAUGUCAGCAGCAUCUUCUCAUUCUUGGGAUUGACCGGUUGUGUAUCACAAUGACAUGUAUAAGUGAAAUGUUGAAUAAUUACACAUUAAAAACAAUAAAAAAAUGUAUUCAUAUGAUUUGUUUUCACAUAAGUGUUGAUCUACUUGUAACUGUUUAACCUCGGACAUUUCAUGUUUGUACAUGUACUUUAUUGUUCUAUGUGUUACACUUAACUUCGUACAUGAUUGCUUAUCCACCUGGAAUAUCUGUAUUAUAUCCAUUCAAUCAUUUCAUGGUGAGACACUUUGCGUAUCAUACCAUGGCGGUAGAAACAGAAGAGAAACGGAUAAAAGAGGUUCCGGAAAACACACAAGUAGCGCCUAAAAUGUUUCAGGGUAAUAGAUUCGUUAAACGGUCAUUUGCCAGGUAGAAUGGCAUUCGGCCUAAGAAAAUACGGAUUCAACUAAUAGUGACACUUAUGGAAUCUCUCUUCAAACGGUGACUUAAGGGUAUUUACAUCCAAGAGUGGACUAUCUAAAACCUUAUGUUAUAAAUCCUUGUUAGAGCCACAGGGGCGUGUCACGCUUGGAAAAUGCGUUAGAAAGACAUAUAGGUAUAUAGACCCUACCCUAGUACUAUACCUUUUAUAUAGUACUAGGGCAGGGUCUAUAUACCUAUGUGUCUUUCUAACGCAUUUUCUAAGCGUGACACGCCCCUGUGCCUCCGGGGUCUUCCUGAUUUGCCACCUCCUAUUGUUGAAAUUAGGUCGUGCAGUCAGGUGUGGUAAUUGGUAGAACAAUAGGACUAGGUGGGGGUCAUCUCAACAUUUAUUUUUAAACGUAUAUAUUAAAACACAUCAACCAUGACUUAACAUACCAUGACUGAAUAUGCUUUCAAUAUAACAUAUUUUCACAUGAUGCUUUUAACUUACUUAUAACAUGUCAAAUUAUUGUUAUACACAGAGCAUCCUCGAUAAUCUCCAGGGUAUACGUUACGAUCACUCUCCACUAUACCCUGAAUGCAUCCACGGUUUGGCCCAAUGAUUUUGUUACCUCCCUUGGCUGGCU
Molecule: messenger RNA, 1892 nt
Organism: Haliotis rubra (blacklip abalone)
Lineage: Eukaryota; Metazoa; Mollusca; Gastropoda; Lepetellida; Haliotidae
Product: SH3 domain-containing protein Dlish-like
Exons: 2
Coding region: 172-879 (235 amino acids)
Molecular function (GO): protein binding
Source: RefSeq, a predicted model, not a curated record